GGCGGCUUCUGGAGAUAAAAAAAAAAAAAAAAAAGCGUUCGGGUUUUUGGUGGCAAUCUCCUAAUCCCUAAUUCGCAGAUGGCUAUGGCGAUGGCGAUGACAAUGACGAUGGCGUUCUCCCCAGCAACAAUGGCUUCCAAGACUCACAUGGUCUGCCUCACGCACCCACCUCUGCGUCAAUACCGACACAGAUACGCACAACCCUCACUCUCUCUCACUCCUCUCCGCCGCAACUUCAAUCCCCUAAUUGUCGCCGCCACAUCCACGCAAAGCGACGUCGAGGGAGCACAGCACCUUCUGGAAGGUUCCACCCGCACCCUCACCACCGUCUUCGGGAUGGCCCUACUCGCCCUCAGAACCUUCUGCCAUCAGCUUCUUCCGAUGUCCAUGUCCAUGUCUUCGGUAGGGCCUCUGUUCUUCGCGUCGCUACGGGACAGGCCUAGCGGGUCCCUGAACACGCCGCUGACAGUGGUGGCGGCGGGGCUGGGGAAGUGGCUGGACAUAUACAGCGGAGUUCUGAUGGUUAGGGUUCUACUGAGUUGGUUCCCGAACAUCCCGUGGGAGAAGCAGCCACUGUCUGCCAUCAGAGACCUUUGCGACCCGUACCUGAACCUGUUCCGCAACAUCAUUCCCCCUGUUUUCGACACCCUCGACGUCAGCCCCCUCCUCGCCUUCGCCGUCUUGGGCACCCUCGGCUCCAUUCUCAACACUGCCGUCGCCUAGAUGAUUCUGUUGAUGGUGCAAGUAUGUGUAUGGAAGUCCCACUCGCUUGCUACAUAGAUACAGGGUUCAGGAAAUGAGCUUCAUGCUUCUAUAUUUAGUAUGGAACUGCCUCUCAAGAUCACCAAGAACAAAAGAAACGGAAAAAAGAAGACAAAGACUAUGUGUCAAGUCAACCCAUUUAUGUGCUCAUGCAAAGCUUCACUUGUUAAUAACAUGAUAUAAGGCCUAAUGACCCAAUCCAUAACAAUUUUACAAUUUAUUAAUACUCCAAUACUUAAUGUACUUUUGACAUAUAAUAUAUUUCCUUCAUCUAUAAAGUAUUGAAUAAAACGAAGAACAUGAUUGUUAAUA
Messenger RNA from Arachis stenosperma, 1074 nucleotides. Its product is annotated as ylmG homolog protein 1-2, chloroplastic-like. NCBI's taxonomy places the organism in Eukaryota, Viridiplantae, Streptophyta, Magnoliopsida, Fabales, Fabaceae. Gene Ontology annotation, biological process: chloroplast fission. Gene Ontology annotation, cellular component: membrane. Bases 79 to 723 code for a protein of 214 amino acids. The transcript has 2 exons. The record is from RefSeq and is a predicted model, not a curated record.